AUGAAUCUGCGUUCUGUCUUUACUGUAGAACAACAAAGGAUAUUACAGCGUUACUAUGAAAAUGGAAUGACAAAUCAAAGUAAAAAUUGCUUUCAGCUCAUAUUACAGUGUGCACAAGAAACUAAACUGGAUUUCAGCGUGGUUAGGACGUGGGUUGGCAACAAGCGGCGGAAGAUGAGCAGCAAGAUCGCCGUGGAAUCUGGGGGCACCCCCCCAGGGACUGCCCCUGCCACUCCCUCCAUGCCCCCGGAAGCAGCAGUGAGAAAUGUGGUAAAUAUUGCUCGAUCCCAAAGCCAGCAAUCCUCUUGGACCUCUUCUAACAACGAUGUGAUAGUGACCGGUAUCUACAGCCCUGCCAGCUCCUCGGGCCGGCCGGGAGCCGCCAAGCACAUGAACUCCUCCAUGGCAGAGCUGCACAAAGCCUCCAUCCCACGGCUCCCGGGCAAGAGCGACGCGGACUUCCAGCAGCAGCACAUCCCUCUGGGACGGCAAGUACCCCACUGUAAAAACGCUUCCCUCUUAGUGGGGGAAAAGACCAUUAUUCUGUCCAGGCAAACGAGCGUGCUCAAUUCUGCCAACUCCAUCUACAGCCACACGAAGAAAGGCUCCUCGGUGCAGACGGCGGAGCUGGUGUUACCUCAGAAACCCAUGAUUUGCCACAGGCCCUGCAAGGCCGAGCCCUUGGGGUGCCAGCGCUUGCACAAACCCGAGCACGCGGCCCUGGCCUCGCACGCACCCCCCGGGCCGAGGGUUCACGCCAGGGACCCGGCGUGCGGCACCCAGAACCUGGAGAUCCGCGAGGUGUUCUCGCUGGCCGUCACCGACCAGCCCCAGCGCCUGGUGGCGGCCGGCACCGCGCAGAAACAUCCUUCUCCGGAGGGCGGCUGCCUGUCCAUCGCCAUGGAGACGGGCGAUGUGGACGAUGAGUACGCCCGGGAGGAGGAGCUGGCCUCCAUGGGAGCUCAGAUCCAGAGCUACUCCAGAUACUGUGAGGGCGGCGGCUCCGGCCGCGGGGACAGCCAGAGCACGGCCGGGCCGGGCCGCGGUGGGGGCUGUGGGGCACAGCUGGGCGGUGCCAGGGAUGUGCCUGACAACCUCCUCUACCACGGCAGAGAGUUCCACCUGCCCGCACGGACCUCAUUGCACACAACAUCCAGCACGAUUUAUAACGCCGCCAACGCAGCCAGAAGUACCUUUUCUCCUCAUUUUACGUCCUCGAGUCAACUGAGGCUGUCGCAAAACCAAAAUAAUUACCAGAUUUCAGGAAACCUUACUGUGCCUUGGAUUACAGGUUGUUCCAGAAAAAGAGCAUUACAGGACCGUACACAAUUUAGUGACCGAGACUUAGCUACCCUAAAGAAAUACUGGGACAAUGGCAUGACCAGCCUGGGCUCAGUCUGCAGAGAGAAAAUUGAAGCUGUGGCUGCAGAAUUAAAUGUUGACUGUGAAAUAGUUCGGACUUGGAUUGGGAAUCGAAGACGGAAAUAUCGUUUAAUGGGGAUUGAGGUCCCACCCCCUAGAGGAGGUCCUGCUGAUUUCUCUGAUCAAUCUGAAUUUGUUUCUAAAUCAGCACUUAAUCCAGGAGAGGAAACUGCUACUGAAGUGGGGGAUGAUAAUGAUAGGAAUGAUGAAGUGUCAAUCUGCUUAUCUGAAGGAAGCUCACAAGAAGAGACAAAUGAAGCUCUUCAAAAUGAAGAAAUUGGCCCCAAAGAUGAUGACCAGAAUCCAGUUUCCACUGAUAAUGUGAAAAUAGAAAUUUUAGAUGAUGAAGAGAGUGAUCUGAUCAGCAAUUCUGAAGUGGAUCAGAUGAGUUCUCUUUUGGAUUACAAGAAUGAAGAAGUCAGGUUCAUCGAGAGUCAGCUGGAGAACCACAAACAGAAAUAUUUUGAACUGCAGACGUUUACCCGGAGUUUGAUACUUGCAAUUAAAUCAGAUGAUAAGGAACAGCAGCAGGCUCUGCUUUCAGACUUACCUCCUGAACUUGAAGAAAUGGAUUUCAACCACACGUCCCCGGAGCCCGACGAUACCUCAUUCAGCCUCUCAUCCCUGUCGGAGAAAAACGCCUCAGACAGUUUGUGA
This is a messenger RNA of Cinclus cinclus, 2079 nucleotides long. RefSeq names its product highly divergent homeobox (gene HDX). Lineage: Eukaryota; Metazoa; Chordata; Aves; Passeriformes; Cinclidae. The transcript is spliced from 9 exons. Gene Ontology annotation, molecular function: DNA-binding transcription factor activity, RNA polymerase II-specific; RNA polymerase II cis-regulatory region sequence-specific DNA binding. The record is from RefSeq and is a predicted model, not a curated record. The coding region runs from base 1 to 2079 and encodes 692 amino acids. Gene Ontology annotation, biological process: regulation of transcription by RNA polymerase II.